Mesoplodon densirostris (Blainville's beaked whale) is the source of this 4036-nucleotide messenger RNA. It is a transcript of the gene EIF4G2, whose product is annotated as eukaryotic translation initiation factor 4 gamma 2. Lineage: Eukaryota; Metazoa; Chordata; Mammalia; Artiodactyla; Ziphiidae. The record is from RefSeq and is a predicted model, not a curated record. The transcript has 24 exons. Gene Ontology annotation, cellular component: eukaryotic translation initiation factor 4F complex. The coding region runs from base 1 to 3273 and encodes 1090 amino acids. Gene Ontology annotation, molecular function: translation initiation factor activity; mRNA binding; protein binding.
AUGCCAGCUGGCAUCAUCGAAGUGAGCAAGCUGCCGAAGCCGAGCACCUGGAGACCAACGAUUCCCGGCGCAGCACCGCGGGGGCGCCAGGCCUUAGCCCUACAGGCCCGUCCCAAGGAGGCCCAGCCUGCGAGGGGCAAUCUCGGCUCCUCGGGGGCGCGAGGAAAAGCAGAGCUCGCACACGCCAAGGACAGGGUCGGGUGGAAGGGCGAGCUUCCUUCCCACAUUCCCGGAGCCAUUCGGGGCGGCUCUGGUGGGUUCGGCUGCCCUAGAGUGAUAAGUUCGGGUUCAGACACGCCUCAGCGCCAGCAGCGAGUCGGAGCUCUAUGGAGGUGGCGGCGAGAACUGGGUGGUGGCUGCAGCAGCGACUCUUUUGAACUGAGAGUUUCAAGCCAGUCCCGACUCCUUCCUCCCCCUUCCCUCCCCCUUUUUUGUUUUCCGUUCCCCUCCCCCUCCCUUCCCCGUCCCCGACGACCGGAUCCUGAGGAGGCAGCUGCAGGGGCAGCUGCUGAGUUCUCGGUGAAGAUUCUUCGUUGUCAAGCCGCCAAAGUGGAGAGUGCGAUUGCAGAAGGGGGUGCUUCUCGUUUCAGUGCUUCUUCGGGCGGAGGAGGAAGUAGGGGUGCACCUCAGCACUAUCCCAAGACUGCUGGCAACAGCGAGUUCCUGGGGAAAACCCCAGGGCAAAACGCUCAGAAAUGGAUUCCUGCACGAAGCACUAGACGAGAUGACAACUCCGCAGCAAACAACUCCGCAAAUGAAAAAGAACGACAUGAUGCGAUCUUCAGGAAAGUAAGAGGCAUACUAAAUAAGCUUACUCCUGAGAAGUUUGACAAGCUAUGCCUUGAGCUCCUCAAUGUGGGUGUAGAGUCUAAACUCAUCCUUAAAGGGGUCAUACUGCUGAUUGUGGACAAAGCCCUAGAAGAGCCAAAGUAUAGCUCACUGUAUGCUCAGCUAUGUCUGCGAUUGGCAGAAGAUGCACCAAACUUUGAUGGCCCAGCAGCAGAGGGUCAGCCAGGACAGAAGCAAAGCACAACAUUCAGACGCCUCCUAAUUUCCAAAUUACAAGAUGAAUUUGAAAACCGAACCAGAAAUGUUGAUGUCUAUGAUAAGCGUGAAAAUCCCCUCCUCCCCGAGGAGGAGGAACAGAGAGCCAUUGCUAAGAUCAAGAUGUUGGGGAACAUCAAAUUCAUUGGAGAACUUGGAAAGCUUGAUCUUAUUCAUGAAUCUAUCCUUCAUAAGUGCAUCAAAACACUUUUGGAAAAAAAGAAGAGAGUCCAACUCAAAGAUAUGGGAGAGGAUUUGGAGUGCCUCUGUCAGAUAAUGAGGACAGUGGGACCUAGGUUAGACCAUGAACGAGCCAAGUCCUUAAUGGAUCAGUACUUUGCCCGAAUGUGCUCCUUGAUGUUAAGUAAGGAAUUGCCAGCGAGGAUUCGUUUCCUGCUGCAGGAUACCGUAGAGUUGAGAGAACACCAUUGGGUUCCUCGCAAGGCUUUUCUUGACAAUGGACCAAAGACGAUCAAUCAAAUCCGUCAAGAUGCAGUAAAAGAUCUAGGAGUGUUUAUUCCUGCUCCUAUGGCUCAAGGGAUGAGAAGUGACUUCUUUCUGGAGGGACCGUUCAUGCCACCCAGGAUGAAAAUGGAUAGGGACCCACUUGGAGGACUUGCUGAUAUGUUUGGACAAAUGCCAGGUAGCGGAAUUGGUACUGGUCCAGGAGUUAUCCAGGAUAGAUUUUCACCCACCAUGGGGCGUCAUCGUUCAAAUCAACUCUUCAAUGGCCAUGGGGGACACAUCCUGCCUCCCACACAAUCGCAGUUUGGGGAGAUGGGAGGCAAGUUUAUGAAAAGCCAGGGGCUAAGCCAGCUCUACCAUAACCAGAGUCAGGGACUCUUAUCCCAGCUGCAAGGACAGUCGAAGGAUAUGCCACCUCGGUUUUCUAAGAAAGGACAGCUUAAUGCAGAUGAGAUUAGCCUGAGGCCUGCUCAGUCUUUCCUAAUGAAUAAAAAUCAAGUGCCAAAGCUUCAGCCCCAGAUAACUAUGAUUCCUCCUAGUGCACAGCCACCGCGCACUCAGACACCACCUCUGGGACAGACACCUCAGCUUGGUCUCAAAACUAAUCCACCACUUAUUCAGGAAAAGCCUGCGAAGACCAGUAAAAAGCCACCACCAUCAAAGGAAGAACUGCUUAAAUUAACCGAAACUGUUGUAACCGAAUAUCUGAAUAGUGGAAAUGCAAACGAAGCUGUCAAUGGUGUAAGAGAGAUGAGGGCUCCUAAACACUUUCUCCCCGAGAUGUUAAGCAAAGUAAUCAUCCUGUCACUAGACAGAAGUGAUGAAGAUAAAGAAAAAGCAAGUUCUUUGAUCAGUUUACUCAAACAGGAAGGGAUAGCCACAAGUGACAACUUCAUGCAGGCUUUCCUGAAUGUAUUGGACCAGUGCCCCAAACUGGAGGUUGACAUCCCCUUGGUGAAAUCAUAUUUAGCACAGUUUGCAGCUCGUGCUAUCAUUUCGGAGCUGGUGAGCAUUUCAGAACUAGCUCAACCACUGGAAAGUGGCACCCAUUUUCCUCUCUUCUUACUUUGUCUUCAGCAAUUAGCUAAAUUACAAGAUCGAGAAUGGUUAACAGAGCUUUUCCAACAAAGCAAGGUCAAUAUGCAGAAAAUGCUCCCAGAAAUUGAUCAGAAUAAGGACCGCAUGUUGGAGAUCUUGGAAGGAAAGGGACUGAGUUUCUUAUUCCCACUCCUCAAAUUGGAGAAGGAACUGUUAAAGCAAAUAAAGUUGGAUCCAUCUCCUCAAACCAUAUAUAAGUGGAUUAAAGAUAACAUCUCUCCCAAACUUCAUGUAGAUAAAGGAUUUGUGAACAUCUUAAUGACUAGCUUCUUACAGUACAUUUCUAGUGAAGUAAACCCGCCCAGUGAUGAAACAGAUUCUUCCUCUGCUCCUUCCAAAGAACAGUUAGAGCAGGAAAAACAACUGCUUCUUUCCUUCAAGCCAGUAAUGCAGAAGUUCCUUCAUGAUCACGUUGAUCUACAAGUCAGUGCCCUCUAUGCUCUUCAGGUGCACUGCUACAAUAGCAACUUCCCGAAAGGCAUGUUACUCCGUUUUUUUGUUCACUUCUAUGACAUGGAGAUUAUUGAAGAAGAAGCUUUCUUGGCUUGGAAAGAAGAUAUAACCCAAGAGUUUCCAGGGAAAGGCAAGGCUUUGUUCCAGGUGAAUCAGUGGCUAACCUGGCUAGAAACUGCUGAAGAAGAAGAAUCAGAGGAAGAAGCUGACUAAAAGAACCAGCCAAAGCCUUAAAUUGUGCAAAACAUACUGUUGCUAUGAUGUAACUGCAUUUGACCUAACCACUGCGAAAAUUCAUUCCGCUGUAAUGUUUUCACAAUAUUUAAAGCAGAAGCACGUCAGUUAGGAUUUCCUUCUGCAUAAGGUUUUUUUGUAGUGUAAUGUCUUAAUCAUAGUCUACCAUCAAAUAUUUUAGGAGUAUCUUUAAUGUUUAGAUAGUAUAUUAGCAGCAUGCAAUAAUUACAUCAUAAGUUCUCAAGCAGAGGCAGUCUAUUGCAAGGACCUUCUUUGCUGCCAGUUAUCAUAGGCUGUUUUAAGUUAGAAAACUGAAUAGCAACACUGAAUACUGUAGAAAUGCACUUUGCUCAGUAAUACUUGAGUUGUUGCAAUAUUUGAUUAUCCAUUUGGUUGUUACAGAAAAAUUCUUAACUGUAAUUGAUGGUUGUUGCCGUAAUAGUAUAUUGCCUGUAUUUCUACCUCUAGUAAUGGGCUUUAUGUGCUAGAUUUUAAUAUCCUUGAGCCUGGGCAAGUGCACAAGUCUUUUUAAAAGAAACAUGGUUUACUUGCACAAAACUGAUCAGUUUUGAGAGAUCGUAAAUGCCCUUGAAGUGGUCUUUGUGGGUGUGAAACAAAUGGUGAGAAUUUGAAUUGGUCCCUCUUAUUAUAGUAUUGAAAUUAAGUCUACUUAAUUUAUCAAGUCAUGUUCAUGCCCUGAUUUUAUAUACUUGUAUCUAUCAAUAAACAUUGUGAUACUUGA